AUGGUAUCAAGAGCAGGGUGUUUAGGUGUUGAUUUCGACACUGUUUGUGGCUAUUUUUUGGUUCUUGGGUUUCUGUCGGCAUCAAAAGUGGGUGUUUUGGUUCGGUUUUUGCUGUUGGCACCAUCAGUUGCAUUUUCCAAUUCUGGGCUCUUGUUUUCGGCGUCGUCUGUGGUGUUUUCUGAAUUGUGUGGUCAUAUUGAUGGGAGUGCUCUCGCACCUCAAGGUGUCGAGGCUUUGUCUAAAUGGGAAAUUAAGGAUGCUUGGGUUAUGACUUGGAUCCUUAGCUCGGUUGAGCCUCAUCUUGUUCUCAAUUUGAAGCCUUAUAAAACCACCACUGCUAUAUGGAAUUAUCUCAACACAGUUUAUAAUCAAGACAACUUCGCUAGGCGAUUUCAAUUGGAGUAUGAGAUGGCUAAUUUCACACAAGGAAGUCUCUCAAUUGAGGAAUAUUUUUCUGGUUUUCAAACUCUUUGGGCUGAUUAUUCCGAUAUUGUUUAUGCUAAUGUUCCCGUUGCAGCUCUCUCUGCUGUCCAAGCAGUGCAUGCAACCAGCAAGCGCGAUCAAUUCUUGAUGAAGCUACGACGUGACUUGGAAAUUGCACGGUCUAAUCUGAUGAAUUGUCAUCCUGUACCAUCUCUGGAUGCCUGUUUGAGUGAACUUCUUUGUGAGGAGUAA
This is a messenger RNA of Pistacia vera, 675 nucleotides long. RefSeq lists its product as uncharacterized. The transcript is spliced from 3 exons. NCBI's taxonomy places the organism in Eukaryota, Viridiplantae, Streptophyta, Magnoliopsida, Sapindales, Anacardiaceae. The record is from RefSeq and is a predicted model, not a curated record. Bases 1 to 675 code for a protein of 224 amino acids.